ACAACAGCAACCGUGCUUAGUGUAGAGUUUGACACUUGGUGCGUAGAAUAAUAUCAAAGAGAAGUAGCUUUCUGUGUUUGUAGCCGUUGCUAAAUUAUUGAAUCAACAAAAAUUGUAAACAAAUGGAAAUUGAAUUAAAUACUACUAAUCUACGUAAAUUGUGCCGUAUUUGCUUGGGAGCAGGUGAAUAUAAUUUGUGGGAGCACAAUGUGUGUUGGAGCAAUAUUGCGAUGGGAAGAGAUGAGAUGGAAGCAAGCAGUCAAGAUACUAAAUUUAUAACUGUACACGAAGUACUACAAAUGUACAAUGAUUGGCAACAUACAAUACUUGAAAUGGAUGAAGAAAUACAGUUGAUAUGCAAAGAUUGCUUGAAUGAGCUUCAGCCUCACUAUCGCUACUACAGACGCUUGGUUGAUGCAAAUAAACAAAUGAAGCAGCUUUAUGAGGAAGCGCUUCAACAGGAAGGCAAUAAACCAGAAUUGAUGGCAGAACAAAUGAUUAUUGAAGAUGCGGGAUUUGAGAACAAUUUGUCAGAGUUUUUCGAUAUAGCACCGAAAGAACCACAACCAGACCAGAGUGCAAAUAUUAUAAUAUAUUCGGAUAAACUAGAUUUGGCUGCAUCACACACACAAACAACAGCAACCAAACAAGCACAAAAGCGUAAAUUCGUGAGAAAUCCGACAUUUAUACUAACAGGUGGUGUGACACAAUUACUUGCACAUGCAACAGGCGCAACAAGUUUUGGGACGACACAAGAAAUUUCUGCUCAGUUACCGGAGACGAGUUCGUUAUGCAGUCCAGCAAAACGGAAACGAAAGGAAGUGGAUAUGGAAUUGCCUGAGCAAGAAAAAGAAGCAAGUAGUGAUUUAAUUAGGGAGCACACAGUGAAUGCUGUUAACCUAAGAAUGGCUGGUGGUAAUACAUGCAGCAACAGUCAAGAAGUAGAAGAUGGUGCUGUAGUAACUUCAGUAGAAAAAAUUGUGCAAGGAAUUCCGCCUAAUGAAAUACUAAAAUUUGGGUUUGACCCUGAUGAAGAAUUCCAUGAACUCGUUACCACCAACCAGGAGAAAGAGACGCCACUUGAGAGUGAGAACGAAGAACAGGCUGCAUUGCCGUUCUCAACACUCAGGGCAGAUGAUGCUGGCCGCUCCAUAUACGUGUGCAAAUAUUGUCCUCAAGCUUUUACAGCACCCUCCUUUUUGCUUACUCAUGCGCGAAAGUCGCACGCCUGUAAGUAUUGUAGUAAAGCGUUUGUAAAGACCGUGGAUUUAUUUGCACAUGUCAAAGAAGCUCAUCAGGAGCACAAGUGUGACAUAUGUGGCAAAGAGCUUAGUACCAGUGGCAAUUUGCGUGCGCACAUAAGGCGCAUACAUCGGUUAAAAAUGCCGAAAACUAUGCCGGCUCAGUUAUUUGCAAAGAAUCGUACUAACCAGCAGAUGAGUAUUAUUAAUGAAGAGAGUGGAGAUGGUGGAGGGGAAAGUGCUUAUAUUGAAGAAACCUCACAAUCGAUGACGGCUGAAUAUCUUGACUGAAGAAUAUUUCUGAUUUAAUGUACAUAUAAGAAUUUGAAUGUGGUAAGAAUUUUACUCACUUGUCAUAAUUGUUUCAUGAAAGAAUUAUAAAAAAAAUUAAAAAUAUC
Molecule: messenger RNA, 1639 nt
Organism: Anastrepha ludens (Mexican fruit fly)
Lineage: Eukaryota; Metazoa; Arthropoda; Insecta; Diptera; Tephritidae
Product: zinc finger protein 236
Exons: 2
Coding region: 123-1532 (469 amino acids)
Biological process (GO): regulation of transcription by RNA polymerase II
Cellular component (GO): nucleus; chromosome
Molecular function (GO): chromatin insulator sequence binding; zinc ion binding
Source: RefSeq, a predicted model, not a curated record